AUUUUGCAAUAGUUUAAGCCAAAGACAGCCUAAUCAGGAAUGAAGAGACAGAUUUGUUCAUUAUAGGAGCUGGCCAUCACAGAAACAGUAAGAGCUACCUAACCUGGCAAUUUCAAAUGGGGUGUUCUUAAAAAUUAAAAAAAAAUUAAAAAAAAGAGCUAGCUAAGACCUAAAAGAGGGGGUAUACCCAAUUCCACUCCCAUCCCAUCUCCACCCCUCCAAUGGCCAAAAGACAGCACACCCUUAGCUUGUCUUAUGGCUACUAAGGGGGUGGGAUUACAGUGGAAUAGGGUUGUCCCCUUUGUCCCUCUUAUUAGGUCUUCCUAGCUCCUCUUAUACUUAAAUGUUUUGUGCAACCAAGGGAAUUUUUAAUGGGUGAGAUUACUUGAGAAGUGAAAGUUGGAUUACUCCACCCCUUACUGUCCAUAUUUAUAAAUCCCUGGAUAUGGGAUUUAUAUCCCCAUACUCUGGGGAUGGAUAUGGGAUUUAUAUCCCCAUACUCCCCAAACUCUGGAUAUGGGGAGACCUGCGAAAUUUAUAUGGCUUUAAAUGCCUCAGGAAAGGACAGGAACUUGUUGCUUUCGUUCCUUCUCCACCACAUCUCACCUCCCAGUGAGGGAACGAGGCAAAGCCUCUAACUAAGGUCGGGGAUCAAGGCCCAGGCUCACUCUCAGGUUACAGCGUCCCCGCCCCAGGCCAGGCGGGUCUAUCCCAGACUUUGCUAGCGGCAAAAGCCGAAGUCAUUCUCUGAAGGCCGGCAGCGAGGAUUUCUUUGUCUCCCAGUCUCUGUCUUGGGCUCAGACUGGGGUCGGGGUUGCUCCAAGUGCAGACUCUCGGGUCCAGCCUGGCUCUGCCCGCCACAGGCCCGGCAGUCUAGCAGGAAAGACAAGAUUCCGUGCUUGGGAGCAACAACCGGGCGGGGCGCCCUCAACCUGGAGCUCCGGUCGGUCGAGGCCAUGUGGGAACCCUCGGGCCGCGCAGGCGUCAAUCUUUCCCAGACACCACCACUCCCAUGAGGCCCUGCAGCGGCCGCAGACGUCCUCGCGCUCCGCCGGCUCCGGAGGGCUAGGGGACUCUCACCGCGCUGCAUUGUGGAAUACAGAGUCUAAUAGAAGACCUAGCCCGUACGAACUCCCGUCUAAGCUCACGUGUUUACCUUGUGCACUGGGGUGGGGGCGUCAAAGAAGAGCAGCUACAACAUUUCGUCAUAAAACCGCGACCAGACAGGCGGCGCCAUCUUCGAACUUGGACUUCCGGAAGGACUUUGGCGAGGGGGCAGCCAUUUUGGGGGGUGCUGAUGGAUACCUACGGGGUCGGCUAUGUUGCCUUGGGGGAGGCCGGCCCCGUGGGGAACAUGACUGUGGUAGACUCUCCUGGACAAGAGGUGCUAAACCAGCUUGAUGUCAAGGCCUCUUCAGAAAUGACCAGUGCGGAGGCUUCUAUAGAGAUGUCAUUACCUACCCCUUUGCCUGGAUUUGAGGAUUCUCCUGAUAAGAUGAGGCUCCCUCCAGAUCAGGAAAGCCUCUCCAGACUGGAACAGCAAGAUCUUUCUUCAGAGAUGUCAAAGGUCACAAAACCUAGGGCCUCAAAGCCUGGCCGGAAGAGAGGUGGUAGGACACGAAAAGGCCCCAAAAGGCCCCAACAACCUAAUCCUCCAUCAGCCCCUCUGGUUCCUGGUCUCUUAGAUCAAUCCAACCCUCUAUCUACCCCCAUGCCUAAGAAACGAGGUCGAAAGUCCAAGGCAGAGCUGCUACUGCUGAAGUUGUCAAAAGACCUAGAUCAGCCAGAGUCUCCACCUCCAAAGAGGCCCCCUGAGGACUUUGAGACCCCUCCUGGGGAACGACCCCGCCGAAGGGCUGCCCAAGUGGCACUUCUGUAUCUUCAGGAACUGGCUGAAGAGCUCUCAACAGCCCUGCCUGCUCCUGUAUCCCAACCUGAGACCCCCAAGGUGAGCAGCCCCACUAAACCAAAGAAGAGCCGGCAGCAGACGACCUGUCAAGGUGAAGAAGAGGAGGAGGAUACUGCACGGGAUGAAGACUUUGUUCUUCAGGUUGAGGCUCAAGAUGGAGAAGAAAGUGAGGCUCCAAGUGAGAGCUCGUCUGACCCAGAGCCUGCAGUGCCCCGAAGCAUCCCACGAGGAUCCACUUCAGGGAAACAGAAGCCACACUGCCGAGGAGUGGCUCCCAAUGGCUUACCAAAUCACAUCAUGGCUCCUGUUUGGAAGUGCCUCCAUCUCACCAAGGACCUCCGAGAACAGAAGCAUUCCUACUGGGAGUUUGCUGAGUGGAUUCCUUUAGCCUGGAAGUGGCACUUGUUAUCCGAGCUUGAGGCUGCUCCCUACCUGCCCCAGGAGGAGAAGUCACCACUGUUUUCUGUACAACGUGAAGGGCUACCUGAAGAUGGCACACUCUACCGAAUCAACAGAUUUAGCUCUAUCACAGCACAUCCAGAGCGCUGGGAUGUGUCCUUCUUCACUGGGGGACCACUCUGGGCUCUGGACUGGUGCCCAGUCCCAGAGGGGGCAGGAGCCUCGCAGUAUGUGGCCCUUUUCUCCAGCCCUGACAUGAAUGAGACACACCCACUGAGUCAGCUUCAUUCGGGCCCUGGGCUGCUCCAGCUCUGGGGCCUUGGGACUUUGCAGCAAGAAAGCUGUCCUGGCAACAGGGCCCACUUUGUCUAUGGGAUUGCUUGUGACCACGGCUGUAUCUGGGACCUCAAGUUCUGCCCCAGUGGAGCAUGGGAACUUCCAGGCACCCCACGGAAGGCUCCUCUCCUCGCCCGACUGGGUCUCUUGGCUCUUGCCUGCUCAGAUGGGAAGGUGCUGCUCUUCAGUCUACCCCAUCCUGAGGCCCUGCUGGCUCAGCAGUCCCCAGAUGCAGUGAAGCCUGCCAUCUAUAAGGUACAAUGUGUGGCGACCUUGCAGGUGGGGUCUAUGCAAGCUUCAGACCCCUCUGAAUGUGGUCAGUGCCUGAGCCUGGCCUGGAUGCCUACCAGCCCUCACCACCACCUGGCUGCUGGAUACUAUAAUGGCAUGGUGGUUUUCUGGAACCUUCCCACAAACUCGCCUCUACAGCGGAUACGGCUCUCUGAUGGCUCCUUAAAACUCUACCCCUUCCAGUGUUUCCUAGCCCAUGACCAGGCUGUGCGUACCCUUCAAUGGUGCAAAGCUAACAGUCACUUCCUUGUCUCUGCGGGGAGCGACCGGAAAAUCAAAUUCUGGGACCUUCGACGACCUUAUGAACCAAUAAACUGUAUCAAGCGCUUCUUGAGUACAGAGCUGGCCUGGCUGCUCCCCUACAAUGGUGUCACUGUGGCUCAGGACAACUGUUAUGCCUCUUACGGACUCUGUGGGAUUCAUUAUAUUGAUGCUGGUUACCAUGGUUUCAAGGCCUACUUCACUGCUCCCCGAAAAGGCACUGUCUGGAGUCUUUCAGGAUCCGACUGGCUUGGGACAAUAGCUGCAGGAGAUAUAUCCGGGGAGCUCAUUGCUGCUAUAUUGCCUGAUAUGGCACUGAAUCCAAUAAAUGUCAAGCGACCUGUAGAGCGAAGAUUUCCCAUCUAUAAAGCAGAUCUAAUGCCCUAUCAGGACAGUCCUGAAGGUCAAGACCACUCUUCUGCUUCAUCUGGGGCCCCCAACCCUCCCAAGGCUCGAACUUAUGCUGAAACUGUCAAUCAUCACUACUUGCUCUUUCAAGACACAGAUUUGGGUACAUUCCAGGAUCUGCUCCAUAGAGAACCAAUGCUGCGCAUGCAAGAGGGAGAGGGGCAUUCUCAGCUUUGCCUGGACAGGCUGCAGCUCGAGGCUAUUCAUAAGGUACGUUUCAGCCCAAACCUGGACUCAUAUGGAUGGCUGGUAUCUGGGGGGCAGUCGGGGCUGGUUCGAAUCCAUUUUGUCCGUGGACUCACCUCCCCACUGGGCCACCGUAUGCAGCUUGAAAGCCGAGCCCACUUCAGUGCUAUGUUCCAGCCAUCCUCCCCCACUAGACGGCCUGGCUUCCCUCCACCCAGCCAUCACCUUCUGCCCAAUCCCUAGUCUUGGUCCACACAGGACCCCUGGAAUGAAGUCUGCCAAGAACAAAAGGCUCCCAUGCACAGAGCCAUAGGAACUGGGGCUUUCCUGGACAGUGAUGUUGCCAGGCCUGGACCUUUAGGCCUGCCUCCCCAGGACUCCUUAGAUCCCUCUUCUUCCACAGACUUCUGUGAUCACAGACCCCUGCGGGCAAGGGGGCUCUCCCUCCACAAACUCUCAAGGCUCCUCAGCCUAAGACUGUGGCUCACGAGAAACACUUAGGCCUGACCUAGGCUUGGGAGUCAAACUGCUCAUAUUGAGCAUAUUGUUGAGCGGGUGAAGCUAAGUAAAGGUACUGGGUGUUUUUGAGACCACUUGUGAGUGGAUGUUUGGAGAACUGAAAAAAGGGUAUCUUCAGGAAAGCUCCUGUCUGGCUAUUCCAGGAUGCAAACUUCCCAAACUUCUUCCUUAGCGUUCCUUAGCGUAACCAACACAUAAGCCCAAGAGGGGUGAUAGUAAUUUAUUGGACUGAAGUUGCUUAUAGUACUUCUUUAACUGAGGAACACCACAGACACCCUACUAAUAGAACAGUGGCUCAGAUCUUACCUGCUCCUGCUUAUGAAAUAUUCCCAAUCACUGGUCAUAUGACCCUACUUGAACACGCCUAAACAGUCAUGUUUUUAAAAAUCUUCCUUUAUAUCAAGUCAAAGAGUAUACCUCUAUAAAUUUUAUUCAUGGAUGUUAGGAAAUCUAGUCAUUAUUCCCUGUGAUUGCCCUUUUAAGUAUUUAACAAUAGCUAUCAUGUGUUUUCCCAAAUCUUUUCUUCUCUAGAUUAAAUAUCUUCAGUUACUUCAA
Molecule: messenger RNA, 4864 nt
Organism: Microcebus murinus (gray mouse lemur)
Lineage: Eukaryota; Metazoa; Chordata; Mammalia; Primates; Cheirogaleidae
Gene: GTF3C2
Product: general transcription factor IIIC subunit 2
Biological process (GO): transcription by RNA polymerase III
Cellular component (GO): transcription factor TFIIIC complex
Molecular function (GO): protein binding
Source: RefSeq, a predicted model, not a curated record